Messenger RNA from Ochotona princeps (American pika), 1345 nucleotides. It is a transcript of the gene OSGEP, whose product is annotated as O-sialoglycoprotein endopeptidase. Gene Ontology annotation, biological process: tRNA threonylcarbamoyladenosine modification. The transcript has 11 exons. Bases 148 to 1155 code for a protein of 335 amino acids. Gene Ontology annotation, cellular component: EKC/KEOPS complex; cytoplasm. The record is from RefSeq and is a predicted model, not a curated record. Lineage: Eukaryota; Metazoa; Chordata; Mammalia; Lagomorpha; Ochotonidae.
GCAGGCGCAGAGGCGGGCUCCGAGCCGCGGGAGCCUCCUGGUGUUUACCAACAGUGGGAUUCUGCGUGUGCGUCGCCCCCUGGGCUUCCGAGCGCCUCCCCAGCUCCCUGGCACGGCGCUCGUCGGCGCUUCCUCUCGGGCUGCACCAUGCCCACCGUGCUGGGCUUCGAAGGCAGCGCCAACAAGAUCGGCGUGGGAGUGGUGCGGGAUGGCGAGGUGCUGGCGAACCCGCGGCGAACGUACGUCACGCCUCCCGGCACAGGAUUCCUUCCUGGUGAUACUGCCCGGCACCACCGAGCUGUUAUCCUAGAUCUGCUGGAGGAAGCCCUGACAGAGGCUGGGCUAGCCUCUCAGGAUGUUGACUGCAUUGCCUUCACCAAGGGUCCUGGCAUGGGUGCCCCCCUGGUUUCUGUCGCUGUUGUGGCUCGCACCGUGGCCCAGCUGUGGAACAAGCCGUUGCUAGGUGUGAACCACUGUAUAGGCCACAUUGAAAUGGGCCGUCUCAUCACGGGAGCCACCAGUCCAACUGUGUUGUACGUCAGUGGGGGAAACACACAGGUGAUUGCGUACUCAGAACAUCGUUACCGCAUCUUUGGGGAAACCAUCGAUAUUGCUGUGGGUAACUGUCUGGACCGUUUCGCUCGAGUACUGAAGAUUUCCAAUGACCCAAGUCCUGGCUACAACAUCGAACAGAUGGCCAAGAGAGGCAAGAAACUAGUUGAACUGCCCUAUACUGUCAAGGGGAUGGAUGUCUCAUUCUCAGGGAUCCUGUCUUUUAUUGAGGAUGCAGCCCAGAGGAUGCUGGCCACAGGGGAAUGUACUCCUGAAGAUCUGUGUUUCUCCUUGCAGGAAACUGUGUUUGCAAUGCUGGUAGAAAUCACGGAGCGAGCUAUGGCACACUGUGGCUCCCAGGAGGCCCUCAUUGUCGGAGGGGUGGGCUGUAAUGUGCGGCUACAGGAGAUGAUGGGGAUAAUGUGCCAGGAACGUGGAGCUAAGCUUUUUGCCACAGAUGAGAGGUUCUGCAUUGAUAAUGGAGCCAUGAUAGCUCAGGCUGGCUGGGAGAUGUUUCAGGCCGGCCACAGAACUCCACUCAGAGAUUCUGGGGUCACACAGAGGUAUCGGACAGAUGAAGUAGAAGUGACCUGGAGGGACUAGCAAGAUGAACAGGAUCUGAGAGUUUGCUCAGGGGAGCCUGCAGACCCUGGGUCUUAGUCUCUGUCCUGCCAUAGGAGCCGGGCCACAGCUGUGGACUCCCUGUCACCCUGGCGAAGCUGUGCACUGUAAGCAAGGUUGGCAUCCCCUGAGGAAUCCCAAGAUGACUCAGCAAUAAAGUAUUUUUGGUUUU